AAAGUUUCAAAAGGGUUUUCAUCGCCUUCUCAGUAUCUCUGUCAUUAUAUAUCUAGCUAAAGGCUGUAUUUUACGACUUUAACUCUUCAUCUUUAGCUCUCAUAUAGUUGAGUACCUGCCUUUUGAUUGUAUUUAACCUUACAAUCUGUCAUGGAGAGCUACAGAUCAUUUCUACAGCCACCAACCUAUGGAAAUAGCAUCACCAUCUUAAGCAUUGAUGGCGGAGGGAUCAGAGGAAUUAUCCCUGGAGUAAUCCUUGGAUUUUUAGAGUCUGAGCUUCAGAAAUUGGAUGGUGAAGAUGCGAGACUCGCUGACUACUUUGAUGUGAUAUCGGGCACCAGCACUGGUGGUCUUGUGACUGCAAUGCUUGCCGCUCCAAAUGACAAGAAUCGGCCUCUCUUUGCUGCCAAAGAGAUCAAGGACUUUUACCUUGACAAUUGCCCUCAAAUCUUCCCGCAAGAAACACACUUAAUGCUGGGACAAGCUGAAAAGCUAGUUAAAGCCGUGACUGGACCCAAAUAUGAUGGCAAAUAUCUCCAUAAUCUGCUCAAGCAAAAGCUGGGUGAGACCAAGUUACACCAAACACUGACUAAUGUUGUCAUCCCUACUUUCGACAUCAAAUUGCUCCAGCCCACCAUCUUUUCCAGCUAUGCAGUUCGUCUCGAUCAAACCCUUUCAUUUUUUUAUCAUUGUAUUACAUGUUCCUCUUUAUUUUUCCUUCUAAAAGAAACUCAUAUUCCGAUGUUUUGCACGGCUCAGUUGAAGCACCAUCCAAGCCUAGACGCCUUAUUGAGAGAUAUAUGCAUAGGAACUUCAGCUGCUCCUACUUAUCUUCCUGCCCAUAAAUUCGAAACUGAAGAUUCUGAUGGUAGCGUCAAAGAAUUUAACCUUAUCGAUGGUGGCGUGGCUGCUAACAAUCCGGCUUUAGUUGCAAUGAACCAUGUGACUAAGGAGGUUAGCCAAGGAAAUUCCGACUUCUUCUCGAUUAGAUCGCAGGAAUAUAGUCGCUUCCUUGUUCUAUCCUUGGGAACUGGUACAGCGAAAGAGGAAGGAAAGUAUGAUGCAGAGCAAGCAGCGAAAUGGGGAAUUCUGGGUUGGCUCACAAGUGGUGGUUCAACUCCGCUAGUGGAUGUAUUCUCUCAAGCAAGUAGCGAUAUGGUUGACUUUCACCUUUCUACUGUUUUUCAAACACUUCAGUCUGAAGAAAAUUAUUUACGAAUUCAGGAUGACACAUUAACAGGAGACUUGGCUUCCGUGGAUGUUGCAACGGAGGAAAAUCUACAGAAUCUUGUCAAAGUUGGGGAGAAUUUGUUGAAGAAGCCAGUUUCGAGGAUUAAUUUGGAGACUGGUGUUUUUGAGCCUCUAAAUAAAGGCACAAAUGAGGAGGCUCUCAAAAGGCUGGCUGAGACGCUCUCCAAGGAGAAGCGGCUUCGCGAUCUGAGAUCACCUACUUCGCAUGUGCCAAAGAGCCAGAAAUGAUCCUAAUCAGUCCUCAACAAUCUAUUUAGGGCUCAACAAUUCAACUGAAGUUUUUGUUGUUUGAAGAUUUUAAUUAUUUGUAUGAAUACAAGUGUAUAAAAUUCCCCCGCUCAUGCAUGCACGCACGCACGCACGUGGUGGGGAAGGGAUUGUAAUUCUUUGCAGUAAUGCUUUUGAAUGGAAUCAAUUCAUUUAUUCGUUUCUAAAA
This is a messenger RNA of Coffea arabica (coffee), 1687 nucleotides long. Its product is annotated as patatin-like protein 2. Gene Ontology annotation, molecular function: glycerophospholipase activity; monoacylglycerol lipase activity. Gene Ontology annotation, biological process: lipid metabolic process. The record is from RefSeq and is a predicted model, not a curated record. NCBI's taxonomy places the organism in Eukaryota, Viridiplantae, Streptophyta, Magnoliopsida, Gentianales, Rubiaceae.